Messenger RNA from Phyllostomus discolor (pale spear-nosed bat), 3561 nucleotides. It is a transcript of the gene TDRD1, whose product is annotated as tudor domain containing 1. The transcript has 25 exons. Lineage: Eukaryota; Metazoa; Chordata; Mammalia; Chiroptera; Phyllostomidae. The record is from RefSeq and is a predicted model, not a curated record. The coding region runs from base 1 to 3561 and encodes 1186 amino acids.
AUGUCUGGAACUUCUGUGAAUGUUAAAUUGCCGCUUAAUGUGAUGUCAAGAAAUAAUUUGGAGGCAUCUACUUGUAAAAUGACAGAGCCGUUUAAUUUUGAGAAAAACGAAAGCAAGCUUCUACCACAUGAUUCCUCAAGAAGUCCCGGAGGACAUUCUAACCACCCAAAUUUCAGGCUGAAAAGCCCAGAGAGUGGAAAUAAAAAAAGCAAUUUUUUGUUUUGUGAGCAAACCAGACAGUAUUUGGCUAGUCAGGAAGACAAUGCAGCAUCCUCAAACCCUCAUAGCAUCAGCGGGGAGGCGGUCGGAUCCGAAGGAGACAGGAAGCCGUUGUCGGCAGGAAAGUCAGUGUCACCAUUAAAUGUUGGGAAUAAUUCACCACCCAAAGAAGCAAAUAGUAAGCCUAGCAAUAGUGUGUCUCCUGCAAAGUCAAAAAAAAUACACAAGUUGGGUCCGAAUUCCCUGUCCAUAAAUAAUCCAGCACUCUUCAACUCCUUAGGACCUCCUUUUCGGUCGACCACUUGCCAUCGCUGUGGCCUGUUUGGGUCGCUGAGGUGUUCCCAAUGCAAGCAGACGUACUAUUGUUCCGUAGCGUGCCAGAGGAGAGACUGGCCAGCACACAGCAUCGUGUGCAAACCUGUGCAGCACAAUUUCCACAAAUUUAAAGAUAAAUCACCUUUUGAAACAAAGAACAUGGAAGUGAAAAAUGAGAGUAACUAUCCACUUGGAGUUACUAAAGAAAUAGCCAUUUGUGCUGAUAAAAUAAUGUUUUCUGAUUUGAGAAGUCUACAACUCAGGAAAACCAUGGAAAUAAAGGGUACAGUUACUGAAUUCAAACACCCAGGUGACUUUUAUGUGCAGUUGUAUUCUUCCGAAGUUUUAGAGUACAUGAACCGACUCUCUGCGAGCCUAAAGGAAACAUAUGCAAACACAGUGCACGAGGACGACUAUAUUCCUGUUAAGGGGGAAGUGUGCGUUGCCAAGUACACUGUUGACCAGACCUGGAACAGAGUAAUAAUACAAGCCGUCGAUGUAGUAGAGAAGAAGGCACAAGUCUUAUAUAUUGAUUAUGGAAAUGAAGAAAUAAUUCCAAUAAACAGAAUUCAGCAACUAAACAAAAACAUUGAUUUGUUUCCUCCUUGUGCCAUAAAAUGCUUUGUGGCUGGUGUGGUCCCAGCGGAGGGGAAUUGGAGCAAUGACUGUAUCAAAACUAUUAAGUCACUGCUGAUGGAGCAGUGCUGCUCUGUGAAAAUCGCUGACAUCCUGAAAGAAGAAGUGGCUACAUUUGCCGUGGAUGUCUUGCUGCCCGGUUCCGGAAAACUCUUAGACCAUGUGCUUGUGGAAAUGGGAUAUGGCUUAAUACCUGAGGGACAGAGUCCUGAGAAGCCAAGUGCAGCUCAGAGUGAGCCUGAAGAUGUUGGAAAAAUGACAGCUGAAAACAAAAUUGUUGUAGACAGAAGAGACUUAAUCCCCAAAGUGUUAACUUUGAAUGUAGGUGAUGAGUUCUGUGGUGUGGUUUCCCACAUUCAGACUCCAGAAGACUUCUUUUGUCAGAAACUACAAAGUGGCUAUAAGCUCGCUGAGCUGCAGGCGUCCCUUCGCGAGCACUGCGGCCAGAUGUCCCCUCGCUCAGACUUUUACCCGGCCAUCGGCGACAUCUGCUGCGCCCAGUUCUCAGAGGACGAUCAGUGGUACCGUGCCUCCGUUUUGGCCUAUGCUUCUGAAGAAUCUGUGCUGGUUGGAUAUGUAGAUUACGGAAACUUUGAAAUCCUUAGUUUGAAAAGACUGUGUUCCAUAACUCCGAAGCUGUUGGAAUUGCCCAUGCAAGCAAUAAAGUGUGUGCUGGCAGGAGUGAAGCCAUCAUUAGGAAUCUGGACUCCAGAAGCUAUUUGUCUGAUGAAAAAAGUUGUACAGAACCAAAUGAUCACGGUGAAAGUGGUGGACAAGUUGGAAAACAGCUCUCUAGUGGAGCUUACAGACAAGUCUGAGACACCUAACGUCAGCGUGGCGCAAGUUCUCACAGACGCGGGCUUUGCCGUCUGGGGAAAGGGGGCAGUGACCGAGAAACCCAGUGACACGAAAGAAGCCAGUGUUCCCUUGGAUGUAGAAGUCAAACUAAAUCCACCAGCAUGGACAUGGGCUGGACUUGCUGUGAACCAGACAGUAGAUGUGGUGGUCUGUAUGAUAUACAGUCCUGGAAAGUUCUAUUGUCAUGUGCUCGAAGAGGACGCUUUAAAGAAACUCAACGAUUUGAACAAAUCGCUGGCAGAAUUUUGUCAGCAGAAGUUGUCUAAAGACUUUAAGGCAGAAAUAGGGCAGCCCUGUUGUGCAUUUUUUGCAGGUGACGGGAACUGGUAUCGCGCGCUAGUCAAGGAGAUCGCGCCAAAUGGAAACGUUAAAGUGCAUUUUGUGGAUUAUGGAAACACCGAGGAAGUUACUGCAGAUGAACUCCGAACGAUCCCGUCGGAAUUUUUAAAACUCCCAUUUCAAGGGAUACAGUGUUGGUUAGUAGAUAUACAGCCUGGAAACCAGCACUGGACUAAGGAAGCCAUAGCACGGUUUCAGAGGUGUGUGACGGGGGUGAGACUCCAAGCCCACGUGUUUGAGGUCACUGACAGCGGGGCGGGGAUCGAGCUCUCCGACCUCUCCACUCGUUACCCCAGAAUAAUCAGCGAUGUGCUGAUUGAGGAGCACCUGGUUUUAAAAGCCAGCUCACAGAAAGACUCCUUAGAAAACAGACCCGUCAACAACCAAGACCUUCAACUCGACAACCCGGGGCAUCAAGCCGUCUCCGCAGCCGAGCAGUGGAGGACGAUCGAGCUGCCCGUCAGUAAGACUGUACCAGCAAGCAUAGUAGAGAUUAUAAACCCAAACUUAUUUUAUGCUCUACCAAAUGAGAUGCCAGAAGACCCGGAGAAACUGUGUGCGUUGACAGCGGAGUUGUCAGAACACUGCAAUAGUGCCCAGGCGAGCCAGCCGCCCUACAGCCCGCGCGUGGGGGACGCGUGCUCCGCCCGGUACACAGGUGAUGACCUCUGGUACCGCGCCGUCGUGCUGGCGGCCUCGGAGACCGCGGUGAAGGUGAUCUACGCAGACUACGGAAACACCGAAACGCUGCCCCCGUGCAGGGUGCAGCCCAUCUCCGCCCGCCACCUGCAGCUGCCUUUCCAAAUCAUGAAGUGCUCCUUUGAAGGGCUAAGGGAGUUGAAUGGAAGCUGUUCUCAUUUAGUAAUAGAGCUGCUAAAAAGUUUCAUGUUGAAUCAGAAUGUACUGCUCUGCGUGAAAGGAAUCACCGAGAAUGUCCACACUGUGUCGGUGGAGAAAUGCUCUGAGAACGGGGCCGUCAGGGUGACCGAUAAGCUGGUGAUGUGUGGCCUGGCGAAAAACACCACAUCUAAACAGCAAAAUGCUUUAGAUAAAGAAAAGACGAACGGGACGAAUUGCUGCUGCUCAGAAUUACAGAAACAGGUUGAGAAACAUGAACAGAUUCUUCUCUUCCUCUUAGACAAUCCAACCAAUCAAAAUAAAUUUAUUGAAAUGAAAAAACUGUUAAAAAGUUAA